Messenger RNA from Nelumbo nucifera (sacred lotus), 440 nucleotides. NCBI's taxonomy places the organism in Eukaryota, Viridiplantae, Streptophyta, Magnoliopsida, Proteales, Nelumbonaceae. The record is from RefSeq and is a predicted model, not a curated record.
AAGGCACCGACUAUAUUCGAAGUGACAGGUUGGUUGCAGAAGACGAUUGUGGGUGGCCAUGGCGUCCUCUGCAACUAUUCUCCGCAUCUUCGCAAUUCUACAUCUCUUGCUCGUGGUGGCAGCCGACGACGUUUCCCACGACGAUGAUUCCAUCCCCAGAUCCGGAUCCCCCUCCUGCAACAAUAAAUUCCAGCUGGUUAAAGUGAAGAAUUGGGUUGAUGGUGUUGAAGGUGAAAGCAUAGAUGGAUUAACUGCUAGAUUUGGUGCUACAUUACCAAGUGAGGAAAGCAAAGCACUAAAACUGCCUGUUGUUUUAAYGAAUCCCCUGAAUUGCUGCACCAAUUCCUCCUCUAAGGGUAUGAUUACAGYAGUAGCCUUUUUCAUCUUUUUAGUUAGGUUGAUGGCUGAUUCAAUUGRCUUCCAUGCUUGCAUAUCUCAUG